AUGUCGACUACCAAGCAACACAGCGCAGGCAGCUAUGCCAAAUCCUUUCUCGAUUCGCUCUUUGCAACGAAGAAUGGCUCGCACCACCAUCCUCAGUCCUUCUCUUCCAGCUCGACCGCAGCUACCGCCAACACGGCAACAUCCUCGGUGUCAUCGUCUGUCGCAACCUCGAUUGGCGUAGCUCCACUCCUCACUGCCGCUUUCAAGCCCCACAAGCCCUCCUCUCUUUCAUCGUCAGCAUCCGCCUCUGCGUCUGAGGAUGGCACUGCCGACAAGGACACAUCAGGCUACGAUGCCUACUUGCCAUCCACCCUCUUGUCGCAAGCUGAUUACGCUGAAGAGAGCGCCGACCACAAUGAUGCCGAAGAUGACGAUGACGCCUCGUCCAUGGCCACGUCUCCACCGCUAUCUUCCUCGUUCAAAGCACAGCAGCUUUCCCUCCAAACACUCUCCCACCAUCGUACGUUUUCCUCAUCCAGCAGUCGCAGAACUUCGACCUCAGCUCCAUCCCCGGAAUAUGUCGCAGAUAUUCUCGCCUUGCUCAACGAUCAACAUCUUGACGAGGAAGAGCGCAUCGACAAGGUAAGAGCCACGCUCGCAAAUGCGCUGUAUGCCAUCGAGGGCGUUCCAUCGCCAUCCGCACGUAUCGACAAUCUCGUGCUCGAUCUCAUGCACCGUCAUCGCGAGGAUGUCCAGCCCACCGGCGUCCAGUUCCUCUCGAAUCCCAACCAGUCGCCUGUUCGCCGUCCUGCCAGCAUCCGGUCUUUCUCCACCUCGCGUCCAUGGACUCCCACUCGACCGUCCUUCUCCCCUGCUGCGUCGUUUGCUGGCACUCCCACCGACCUCACGCCUCCCGCUUUAAGCAUGGCUCAGCGUCCAACGUCUCCGCAUCUAGGUUCAAAUGCCUUGGCUUCCUUCACCUCCACCACCAGUCCCGUCUGGUCGUCUGCUAGCAUCAACACCGCCGCUAGCCCACGCCCGCAUCCAGGCGUCAUCGGCUCUGGCUCACCACGCGCUUCCCCAAAGCCAUGGAACCGCACCCUCUCCAACCUCUCCACCACGAGUCUAACGUCCUCCAAUGGUGCUGCCGCUGCCGCUGCCGCUGCUUCGCCCAUGUCCUCGCUCCCUCCAGGUGUCAUCGGCAACGCAGCUAGCCGUCCUGCUUCUCCUUCGCCCUUUGGCUCGCCCAAGCUCAACAUAGCGGCUACGGAGUUCAAGCCACGCACAGGCUCCUCCUCUACCUCUGCUGCUGCUCCAACUGCAUUCACGCCGUCUCGCCCAGCACCUCAUCUCGUCCGCCGCCCUAGCUCCAAUGCCAGCAGUACCAAUCUCGCCUUGGCAAACAAGAGUCACGCCGGUGCUGGCGACGAUGACGACGACGAAUUUUCGCCCUUCGGUACAGUCAAGCCUGCGCAACAGCAACCUCUCAGCUACGCUGGCUUCACAUCCUAUGACCCCGACGCCGGCUGGACCUCGGCGCAAUCAGUCGGCGGUGGUGACGCAUACAGUAGCAGCUGGUCCGAUUCCAGUCCAAGCGCUGCGUUCGGUGUCUCGGAAGGCGAUGCAUCGGGCCCUGAGCCAACGGCGCCUCUCACGCCAUUCGACAUGCUCUACUCGAUCCUUGUCACCGGAACCAAAGCUGGCUCAUCCGAAUGGAGUCCAGAACAGGUCGACGAGGCGCUCGUCAUGCAUAACUACGACGUCGAAAAGACCUUGAAUGCUAUUUGGGAGAAUGACGGCAGACCGUUGGGGGACGGAACGCGCUCGCUGCUGUCCAGUGGCCCCUCUGCCCCUCGCGUGCUCCCUGGACCGACAUCGAUCAGCUCGCCCCGCUUUACGCCGGUUCAGUUACCAGCCACCGCCGGUGUCAAGGCCGGAGUCAACGUCAUGUCCAGGGAAGCUCUCGGUCUUUCUGCCGCCCGUGGACAGCGUCCAGCCCUCUCCAGAUCUGGAUCCUCGCAGCUGGCGCCACGGUUCGAAGCAGUACCCGCCCAAACCUCAUUGGGUGCCGGCGCAAACCGCGUCUGUCGAUACUAUCUGGCCGGCGAAUGCCGCCGAAGCGACUGCCGCUUCUCGCAUGACUUGGACAACCGAGCCGUCUGUCGAUACUGGCUGAAGGGCCACUGCGCUCACAAUCCAUGCAACUUCCUGCAUGACUAUGAUGCACUCAACCAGCUUGCUACGGGUAUCGUGUCUGGUCUGCAUAUCAACGAUGCCAGCACCCAACAGACAGCAGCCGCCGAAUCUGACGGCAUCGAUACAUGGGGAGCGAGAGGAGCGUCGAAUGGAGCCAAGGACGACUUCCCAGAGCUUGGAGCAGGAGCCAAAGACGCCCCAUCCAAGACGUCGUACGCUGCAACGCUCGGAGGAGGCGCAGAUCCAUCCAGAAACAGAUGGGCUUCGACUCUGCAGAAAAGGGCACUGACAGAUGCUGCAACCAAGGCACAGAGUGACAAUCAGGGUGUCAUCAGCAUUAACCCCAAAGCUGCUCCCAUCCGCUCGCAGCCGGGCCCGAGCACACCGGAGAAUAAGCCAUCCGGCAAAGUGGCUAGCGUAGGCCCGCGUGCCUCAGCCCGACUGCCCUUGCGCCCUUCUGCUCUUCUGCCGACCCUGCUCACGGGAAGCAGUGCAGCCGAGACAUACCAGACUCGCCGGGGCGACGCCCUCUCACUUGCGGAGCAACGCAACAAGCUGCUCGUACGAGCUUCAGAAGCAUAUCGUAGAGGCGAUGUUGCUUCAGCAAAAAAGUUUAGCAAAGAAGCUUCAUCGCUCAAUCACCAAUACGAGGAUGAGUCGCGCACGGCGGCUCAUGCGAUUGUCAAGGAGCGCAUGCGCGAAUUGCGCUCUCGUCUCAACGAUCCGAAUGUUUCGGGCUCCAACGCGUCGUGUCAGAGUAAUGAAGCGGGUGCACGAAACCUGCGUGGCAAGGUUGUCGGCAGCGGACUCGGGCUCUGCCUUGGCGUAGUACGCCCGGGAUCGCUUCAAGGCAGUCAGGCCUCGCCCAUCACAGCCAAUCUGUCAGUGGACGAGCGAACAGAAUGUCUACUGGAUUUGCACGGCCUGCAUGCAAAGGAGGCAGUGGAGUUGACCGAGGAGUUCUUGCUCGGGUUGGAGGCUGAGGGCUUGCAAGGAUUGGCGUAUCUGGCCAUCGGCAAGGCCAAGCAUAGUAGCAAGGAGACCGACAAGAGGCGCGUCAAGGUGGGCGGAUUCAUCAAGCAGUUUCUCAGCAGCUAUUCGUAUCCGUUUGCCGAGAGCGAUGGUGUGCUUGUCGUCGAUCAUCUCACCCAUUCGUGA
Sporisorium graminicola is the source of this 3294-nucleotide messenger RNA. RefSeq lists its product as uncharacterized. The transcript has a single exon. The coding region runs from base 1 to 3294 and encodes 1097 amino acids. The record is from RefSeq and is a predicted model, not a curated record. Lineage: Eukaryota; Fungi; Basidiomycota; Ustilaginomycetes; Ustilaginales; Ustilaginaceae. Gene Ontology annotation, molecular function: metal ion binding.